Molecule: messenger RNA, 1372 nt
Organism: Argentina anserina (silverweed cinquefoil)
Lineage: Eukaryota; Viridiplantae; Streptophyta; Magnoliopsida; Rosales; Rosaceae
Product: patatin-like protein 2
Exons: 7
Coding region: 98-1336 (412 amino acids)
Biological process (GO): lipid metabolic process
Molecular function (GO): monoacylglycerol lipase activity; glycerophospholipase activity
Source: RefSeq, a predicted model, not a curated record
UAAGCCUCUUCUCAUAAAGUUCAUCAGUUCAACGUACAAUCUCUUUUUCCAUUACUCUCUCAUAUAUACAGCAGCAGCUUGGAUUCAAAUCAGUCUGAUGGAAAGAACCAAAAGCAUCCCACUACAGCCACCAACUUAUGGAAACCUAAUCACUGUUUUAAGCAUUGAUGGAGGUGGAAUAAGAGGGCUUAUCCCUGGAACCAUCCUUGCUUUUCUUGAAUCUGAGCUUCAGAAGCUGGAUGGGGAAGAUGUAAGACUCGCCGACUACUUUGAUGUCAUUUCAGGGACAAGCACUGGAGGUCUUCUGACUGCCAUGCUUACAGCCCCAGAUGAGAAUAACCGACCGUUAUUUGCUGCUAAAGAUAUAAAGGAUUUCUACCUUAAUGAUAGCCCCAAAAUGUUUCCCCAGCCGGCAUGGUGGUUCUUUCCUGGUGUUAUGAACAUCAUCAAAUCUCUAGUAGGCCCGAAAUACGACGGGAAGUAUCUACACAGAUUGAUAAGGGAAAAACUAGGUGACAAGAAACUGCACCAGACAAUGACUAAUGUUGUUAUUCCUACGUUUGAUAUAAAGAAUCUCCAGCCGGCAAUCUUCUCCAGCUUUGAGGUAAAAAAAAAGCCAUCCAUGGAUGCUUUGCUAUCUGACAUAAGCAUAGCGACCUCGGCAGCACCAACUUAUCUUCCAGCUCAUUAUUUCGAAACUGUGGACGCAGGAGGGAAAGUAAUUAGAGAAUUUAACCUUAUAGAUGGUGGUGUGGCUGCAAAUAAUCCGACUCUGGUUGCUAUUGGUGAAGUUACUAAGGAGAUAAUCAAGGGCAGCUCGGACUUUUUCCCUAUCAAACCCAUGGACUAUGGAAGGUUCUUGGUUAUAUCAUUAGGAGCCGGCUCACCAAAAAUUGAAUUGAAGUACAAUGCGCCGAGCGCAUCUAAAUGGGGUAUCUUGAACUGGUUAACCAGUGGUGGUUCCACCCCUAUUAUCAACGUUUUCAGUCAUGCAAGUACCGAUAUGGUCGAUCUGCACCUUUCUGUAGUUUUCCAAGCUCUUCACUCAGAGAAAAAUUAUCUUCGAAUUCAGGAUGACACGCUAACUGGACAAGUAUCUUCUUUGGAUGUAGCCACAAAGAAAAAUUUGAACGCUCUCAUAGAAGUUGGAGAAGGCCUAUUGAAGAAACCAGUGUCUAGGGUUAAUUUGGAGAAUGGUAGAUUUGAGGCGUCUAAUCAUGAGACCAAUGAAGAGGCUCUUAUAAGGUUUGCAACACUACUAUCUGAAGAAAGAGGGCUUCGCCUUGCAAGGUCGCCCCACGGAAAAUGUGCCAUGCUCAAGUCGAACUCGUAUUGAUAUUCUGAAUGCCGCAGCUGCCGCGCGCUAUACGUA